CACUCACUGCUGUAGCCUGAACACAACCACGCCUCCGACAUGGCCGCCCAUCGAAUCCGGGCCACCGCCAACAACAACAACGUCUCUCUGCCUCGCUGCAGGUCCGAGGGAACGCUCAUCGACCUCGGCGAGGGCGUGUCGGAGGCCACGCUCACCGAGGUCAAAGUGCCUUCUCCCAGUACCUUACGACUCGACGCCACAGCCUCAUUUGGAGCCGCCAGGGAAGUCAUCGCCAUCAAGGACUACUGUCCGUCCAGCUUCACCACGCUGAAGUUCUCCAAAGGCGACCGCCUCUACGUUCUGGACUCGUCAGGCUCCGAGUGGUGGUACGCCCACAACAACACGGAGAUGGGCUACAUCCCCGCGGCGUACGUUCAGCCCAUCAACUUCAGAGACUCGUCCCUCAGUGACAGCGGGAUGAUCGAUACAGUCGGAGAUUGCAACGAGGAGGCGGCCAAAGAACUGGAUCUUUUAGGGGAGUGGGCUGGAGUGAUCCUGAAACCAACUUCCUACCAAAAUGGAAACCCCUUUGCAGGAACCCAUACCUCGACAAACCCUUUCCUGAACGGUGUUCCUCAGAGCUCACUCGAUCAGAACAGUAAUGAGAAACCGGUCGACCUCCUCCUGUUUGACUCGCUCACUCCAGCAGCGUCCGACUCUGCCAGCAGCUCUGCCGACAUCAACGGCUUCAGCAGUAGCGCUUAUAACCUGAACCCUCUCAGUCCCUUGGACGGCGUGGGUCAAACAUUGCGCAGGGACAACCCCUUUUUCAGAAGCAAGCGGUCCUACAGUCUGUCGGAGUUGUCCAUCCUGCAGGCUCAGUCCGACACCCCUCAGGUCUCUUCCGGUUUCUUUGGAGGCCUGAAAGCGCCAGCGCCAGAGCAGUUCCAGAGCAGGGAGGACUUCAGGACAGCAUGGCUCACUCACCGCAAGCUGGCUAGGUCCUGCCAUGACUUGGACUCCUUGGGUCAGAGUCCAGGCUGGGGCCAGACGCAGCCGGUGGAGACCAACAUCGUCUGUCGUCUGGACGGCUCAGGGGGAGCCGUCCAGCUCCCAGACACUAACAUCAGCAUCCACGUCCCCGAGGGCCACGUGGGUCCAGGAGACACACAGCAGAUCUCUCUCAAAGCUCUGCUCGACCCACCGCUGGAGCUGAACAAUGACCGCUGCACCACCGUCAGCCCCGUGGUGGAGAUCAAGCUCAGCAACAUGGAGACUAAAACCACGGUUACCCUGGAGAUGAAAGUUUCUGUGGUGGUGAAAACAGAGAACAGAGCGACAUCAGAGGUGUUGUGUGUCAGGAGCGACUGUAAGGAAGGUCCGUACACUCCCGUUCCUCAGGCCUACAUGUACGGGGACACAGUCCAGGUGUGUCUGGACAACCUGGAGCCCUGCAUGUACGUGUGCGUCGUGGCUCAGUCCCAGUCCCAUUCUGUUUCUCCACAGUCCACUGUUUGGGAGCAGGUGGUGAAGAAGAUAACUUUAGGAGUGUAUGGUCCGAAACAUAUUCACCCAUCCUUCAAGACCGUGGUCGCCAUAUUUGGUCACGAAUGUGCUCCAAAGACACUGUUGGUGAAUGAGGUUGGUAAACAGGCGCAGGCAGCUCCACCGGUGGCUCUGCAGCUCUGGGGCAAAUACCAGUUUGUCUUGUCCAGACCGCAGGACCUUCGGGUUGGCGUUUACUCCAACAUGGCCAACUAUGAGGUCAAGAUUAAUGAGCAGGCCAGAGUGGUGCGGGGCUUCCAGGUUAAACUCGGCAAAGUCAGCAGGCUCGUCUACGUCAUCUCCUCACGCAACUCGGAAGACAUUUCAGAUUUCACCUUAAGGAUCCAGGUCAAAGACGACCAGGACUGCAUCCUGGCUCAGUUUUGUGUCCAGACGCCAACACCGCCGCCCAAAUCCGGUCCAAAGACAUCGGUGCAGCGGCGCUUCCUGAAGAAGAAGGAAGUUGGUAAGAUAGUCCUCUCUCCUCUCGCUGUCGCCACUAAGUACCCUGUUUUCCAGGACAGGAGGAUUAACAACCUGAAGUUUGGAAAACUGAUAAAAACUGUGAUCCGGCAAACAAAAAACCAGUACCUGCUCGAGUACAGAAAAGGAGACUUUGUAGCUCUGCUGAGCGAAGAGAAGAUCAAGCUGAAGGGACAGCUGUGGACAAAGGAAUGGUACAUUGGAUGUUACCAGGGCCGAAUGGGACUCGUCCACGCUAAGAACGUGCUAGUGGUCGGUAAGGUCAAACCCAUUUACUUCAGUGGGCCGGAACUCACCACUUCAGUGUUGCUGGAGCAAAUACUGAAGCCCUGUAAGUUCCUGACGUACAUCUACGCCUCCGUGAGAACGAUACUGAUGGAGAACAUCGGUGACUGGCGAGCGUUCGCAGACGCCCUCGGAUACGUCAACCUGCCGCUGACGCACUUCUGUCGCGCGGAGCUGGACAGUGAACCGGAGAGGGUGGCGUCGGUGCUGGAGAAGCUCAAAGAGGACUGCAACAACGCCGAGAGCAAGGAGCGCAAAUCCUUCCAGAAGGAACUCCUGACGGCUCUGUUAAAGAUGGACUGUCAGGGUCUGGUGGCGCGCUUGGUCCUGGACUUUGUUCUCCUGACCACAGCGGUGGAGCUAGCCGGACGCUGGAGGGAAGUCGCAGAGAAACUCGCCAAGGUCUCGCGUCUCCAGAUGGACGCGUACGAGGCACCGCAUCGGGACAAGAACGGGGUCGUGGACAGCGAGGCCAUGUGGAAGCCGGCGUACGACUUCCUGGUCACGUGGGCGGCGCAGAUCGGUGACAGUUACCGUGACGUGAUCCAGGAGCUGCACAUGGGUCUAGACAGGAUGAAGAACCCUAUCACCAAACGCUGGAAGCACCUGACGGGGACACUCAUCCUCGUCAACUGCCUGGACGCCCUGCGGAGCUCCGCCUUCAGCCCCGCCUCUCAGGACGACUGCGCCAUCUGAACUCUGGCUUCACAAACUGCUGUCGGGUGUUCGGCUCCUACGGCGCCACCCCCUUGCCCCGCCACCCCCUCACGUCUGGCAGUAUUUAAAGAGUCCUUUGAUAAUGGGUCAUAGUCGUGUAUUUUUGUAUCUUCUUACAGCGUUUUUAAAGCUUCACACUGUGCAUCGAACACUUUUUAAAGAAAAGACACUUUCAGA
Messenger RNA from Solea senegalensis (Senegalese sole), 3147 nucleotides. RefSeq names its product SH3 domain-binding protein 4. NCBI's taxonomy places the organism in Eukaryota, Metazoa, Chordata, Actinopteri, Pleuronectiformes, Soleidae. Gene Ontology annotation, molecular function: protein binding. The record is from RefSeq and is a predicted model, not a curated record. The transcript is spliced from 4 exons. Gene Ontology annotation, cellular component: cytoplasm. The coding region runs from base 40 to 2949 and encodes 969 amino acids.